ACUUUUCAAAGAAUGGGGCGGCCAUGGCGCAAGCCCAUACGUAAGCCCACACUCUAAAUUUCUUAUAAAUUGCAUUUCGUACCCCAAAACCCUAGCUCUGUUUUUCUCGUUCUUGAAGCCUGGAUUGGCCACCGAGACUUCGCCAUGGGAAGAAGACCUGCAAGAUGUUACCGUCAAAUCAAGAAUAAGCCAUAUCCAAAAUCGCGGUAUUGCCGUGGUGUGCCAGAUCCCAAGAUCAGGAUUUAUGAUGUUGGUAUGAAAAAGAAGGGUGUUGAUGAAUUUCCAUUCUGUGUGCACUUGGUCAGUUGGGAGAAGGAGAAUGUCUCCAGUGAGGCACUUGAAGCUGCUCGUAUUGCGUGUAACAAGUACAUGACCAAGUUUGCUGGAAAAGAUGCUUUCCAUUUGAGGGUCAGAGUCCAUCCCUUCCAUGUGCUGCGUAUCAACAAGAUGUUGUCAUGUGCUGGAGCUGAUAGGCUCCAAACUGGCAUGAGAGGUGCUUUUGGCAAGCCUCAGGGUACCUGUGCUCGUGUGGCUAUCGGACAGGUGCUACUGUCUGUUCGUUGCAAAGAUGGCAACAGCAACCAUGCUCAGGAGGCGUUGCGACGUGCCAAAUUCAAAUUCCCAGGCAGGCAAAAGAUUAUUGUGAGCCGCAAGUGGGGGUUCACAAAAUUCAGCCGCAAUGAUUAUGUGAAAUGGAAAUCAGAAAACAAGAUUCUUCCUGAUGGUGUUAAUGCUAAGCUUCUGGGAUGUCAUGGGCCAUUGGCGAAUCGUCAACCAGGAAGGGCAUUCUUAUCCGAGGGUCCAACUGCUUAAGAUAUCUUCCGCGGGCUAGAAGUUGACACAGCUGUCUGUUUCCAUUUGUUUUUUUUGGAUGUUCUUUUAUGAUAAUCUGAUCUUGUUUAGUCUUAUUAAAACUGUUGACAGAGGAUUUUGUUUCAAUGUUGUGAAUUGUGUUCAAUUUUUCAGCCUCUUCGGUUUGGGUUUCAAUGUUGUGUUUGCCACAAGGUUUACUGGUAUAUAUGUGGUGUUUGGUAAAUUUAUUAAUACCAUACCUCAUUUCACUAUUGUUGGCUGGAAAGUAUAGUGUUAUAAAGCUGGUUUACAAUUU
Molecule: messenger RNA, 1108 nt
Organism: Sesamum indicum (sesame)
Lineage: Eukaryota; Viridiplantae; Streptophyta; Magnoliopsida; Lamiales; Pedaliaceae
Product: large ribosomal subunit protein uL16
Biological process (GO): translation
Cellular component (GO): ribosome
Molecular function (GO): structural constituent of ribosome
Source: RefSeq, a predicted model, not a curated record